This is a messenger RNA of Oncorhynchus masou masou (cherry salmon), 4448 nucleotides long. It is a transcript of the gene oprm1, whose product is annotated as opioid receptor, mu 1. Gene Ontology annotation, cellular component: neuron projection; plasma membrane. Gene Ontology annotation, molecular function: beta-endorphin receptor activity; neuropeptide binding; G-protein beta-subunit binding. Gene Ontology annotation, biological process: G protein-coupled opioid receptor signaling pathway; sensory perception of pain; neuropeptide signaling pathway. The transcript has 3 exons. The coding region runs from base 86 to 1231 and encodes 381 amino acids. NCBI's taxonomy places the organism in Eukaryota, Metazoa, Chordata, Actinopteri, Salmoniformes, Salmonidae. The record is from RefSeq and is a predicted model, not a curated record.
CUCACACCGUGCAGCCUUGAACGUGAGAGAAUCGUUGAGAGAUUUCUUGUCCUGAGCGCCUCAGCCGGGACAGCUUCAGCUGACCAUGGAAAGCGGUGGCAACACGUCGAACUAUCCGUACCAUUUCUCGAAUAUGGCCAUGAUGAACAAUAGUGUUUUUUGUCGGAACUUCAGCGAUAACAUGAGUUUGGAUGCCAAAUGUGAGAGAACAGACAAUCUGGCCAAAGAUUCGACACCAGUGAUCAUCGCGAUUAUAAUCACGACUCUUUACUCUAUUGUGUGUGUGCUUGGUCUGGUGGGAAACGUGCUCGUCAUGUAUGUCAUUAUCAGAUACACUAAAAUGAAGACCGCCACAAAUAUCUACAUCUUCAACCUGGCCUUGGCUGAUGCACUAGCCACCAGUACGCUGCCCUUCCAGAGUGUCAAUUUCCUGCUGGGGACCUGGCCGUUUGGAGACGUGCUGUGCAAGAUAGUGAUAUCCAUCGACUACUACAACAUGUUCACCAGUAUCUUCACAUUGACCACCAUGAGUAUUGACCGUUACAUUGCAGUGUGCCACCCCGUCAAGGCCUUAGACUUCCGCACGCCCCGUAACGCAAAGAUUGUCAACGUGUGCAACUGGAUCCUGUCCUCUGCCAUCGGUCUACCUGUCAUGUUCACCGCCUUAACUACUGUAACCGAUAACGGCAAGUACGACAGAAUCAUCGACUGCACUUUGAUCUUCCCCCACCCAUCCUGGUACUGGGAGAAUCUUCUGAAGAUCUGCGUCUUCAUCUUUGCCUUCAUCAUCCCCGUCCUCAUCAUCACUGUGUGCUAUGGGCUAAUGAUCUUGCGCCUGAAGAGCGUGCGCAUGUUGUCCGGCUCCAAGGAGAAGGACCGCAACCUGCGCCGCAUCACCCGCAUGGUCCUGGUGGUGGUGGCCGUCUUCAUCAUCUGCUGGACGCCCAUCCACAUCUACGUCAUCAUCAAAGCCCUUAUCAAUAUCCCCAACUCCCUGCUGCAGUCCGUCACCUGGCACUUCUGCAUCGCUCUGGGCUACACCAACAGCUGCCUGAAUCCGGUCCUCUACGCCUUCCUGGACGAGAACUUCAAGCGCUGCUUCCGUGAGUUCUGCAUCCCCUUGAGUCCUUCGAUGCUGGAGCUGCAGAAUUCUUCUCGUACCCGCCACCACCACCAACACGAGCACCACUCCAGCGCCAACACGGUGGAGAGGUCCAAUCAAGAGGUAUGACUAGGUAUGGAGAUGUUGUCGUUAGACUCAUGCUGCCAGCCCAACGACGACAUGAUCUCGGAAGUCACCCAGGUAACCACGGUGCUCUGACACAAAGCUCUGACACGUAAUGCGCCAAAAUGCUGAAAUGCAACGUGGCAUGAGCAUCUAUGUUACUGUCGCCUCUUUCUGGCAAGGCUGACAAAUAUUUGAAUGUAGAAUAGCGCUCAGCGUAAGGCUUUCUGUCAGGUAGCAUUAUUAAAAUGUUGAACUUUGGGCUGAACAUUGAAAUGAACCAACAUCAGCUGUUAUGUACACAGUAGGCUAUCCUUUUAGACUGGUAUACUGAACAUACUGAAAAUUAUAAAUUGGCCAUGUUUUGAAGUUGUACAUUGUUUGUUUACAAUUACAUUAUUGUUUGCUUCAAGAGUCAAUGGCUAUAUAUCAUUAAUUUAAAAGUCAGAAAAUGGAUGUAGCCUACCAAUCACAGACUGCAGCUUUACAGCUGUGUAUAGCUGCUUUUAUAUACUACAUGAUCUGUGCUAAAUUGUUAUGUAUUGUAUGUGUAUGUGAAUUGCCUUUAAUGUAGCCCUGCAAAAUAUCCAAACUGAAAGUGAUUUAAAAAAAAAUAUAUAUAUAUAUAUAUGAUUACAUUUAGUUAUUAUCAGAUAUUGUAUUGAAUACUGUUUGUCAUUUUUAACAGUGCUUGGCAGAACUUGCUCACCUGCAAAAUGUUCCAUCAACAUGAUAAUGCUGCUUUAUCAACGUCAAGUAACUGAAAUAUUUAUUGAUAUUUAAAACGGAUAUAUUACAGUGCUUGCAAGUUUACGGAGAUAAAGUCCUAACCAUUGGGUUGUGGCAGACCUGGGUUCAAAUACAUGCUUAAUUAAAGACAUGGUGACUUUGGUGAAAAAAGACAUGGUAACUUUGGUGACUACUAAGUCUUUUUUAAACCUCUCACUUUGGGCUGGAUUUGCAAAUGUGUAGUUCAUAAAUGCAUAAUCCGUAAUCUAUGAGCAGAAGUACUGUUUUACGUCAAUUAGCCCGAAAUCCUUAGUUGGAAGGGGCUAUUUUCUGGAAACUGUGCUGCGCCUUGUUCCCUACAUUUUCCCUCGUGUGGGCCAGCCCCCAAGCAUUUCAAGUUUCAGCCAAUGAGCUUCAACCCCUCACCAUAUGAGUGACAGCUAUCAAGAUGCACGCGAUUCACCCACAGCAGAGCAGAGGGAAACUGCAAUGACGUGGUGCACAUAUUUGCACAUAUGUGACAGUACGCAAUUUUCGGAAAACAGUUUUGGCUCGUGAGCUCUACUUUCAGAAGUACUGGCUAAAAAGUAUUGAAAAGUACUGGAUAAUCUCUUUAAGUAUUUGUAUUUUAAAUACUUACAGUACACUGAACAAAAUAUAAACGCAACACGUAAAGUGGUGAUCCCAGAAAUGUUCCAUGUGCACAAAAAACGUAUUUCUCAGAAAUGUUGUGCAAAAAUGUGUUUACAUCCCUGUUAGUGAGCAUUUCCUCUUUGUCAAGAUGAUCCAUCCACCUGACAGGUGUGGCAUAUCAAGAAGCAAAACAGCAUGAUCAGUACACAGGUGCACCUUGUGCUGGGGAAAAUAAAAGGCCACUCUAACAUUUGCAAUUUUGUCAAACACCACAAUGCCACAGAUGUCUCAAGUUUUGAGGGAGUGUGCAAUUGGCAUUCUGCCUGCAGGAAUGUCCACCAAAGCUGUUGCCAGAGAAUUAAAUAUUCAUUUCUCUACCAUAAGCCGCCUCCAACAUCGUUUUAGAGAAUUUGGCAGUAGGUCCAACUGGCCUGAGAACCGCAGACCACAUGUAUGGUGUUGUGUGGGCGAGCAGUUUGCUGACGAAAAAAGUGCCCCAUGGUGGCGGUGGGGUUAUGGUAUGGGCAGGCAUAAACUACAGACAACUAACACAAUUACAUUUUAUUGAUGGAAAUUUGAAUGCAAAGAGAUACCGUGACGAGAUCAUGAGGCCCAUUGUCAUGCCAUUCAUCCGCCGCCAUCACCUCAUGUUUCAGCAUGAUAAUGCACAGCCCCAUAUCGCAAGGAUCUAUACACAAUACCCGGAAGCUGAAAAUGUCCCAGUUCUUCCAUUGCCUGCAUACUCACCAGUCAUGUCACCCAUUGAGCAUGUUUGGGAUGUUCUGGAUCAACUUGUACGACAGCGUGUUCCAGUUCACUCCAAUAUCCAGAAACUUCGCACAGCCAUUGAAACACAAGCAUUUCGCUACACCCGCAAUAGCAUCUGCUUAACACGUGUAUGUGACCAAUACAAUUUGAUUUGAUUUGAAGAGGAGUGGGACAACAAUCCACAGGCCACAGUCAACAGCCUGAUCAAGUCUAUGCGAAGGAGAUGCAUGAGGCAAAUCGUAGUCACAACAGAUACUGACUGGUUAUCUGAUCCAUGCCCCUAGCUUUUUUUAAGGUAACUGUGACCAACAGAUGCAUAUUUGUAUUCCCAGUCAUGUGAAAUCCGUAGAUUAUGGCCUAAUUUAUUUAUUUAAAUUUCCUGAUUUCAUGAUAUGAACUGUAACUCAGUCAAAUCUUUAAAAUUGUUGCAUGUUGCGUUUAUAUUUUUGCACAUAUUUUCGGUGUAUUUCAGUAUUUUUAAAUAAUGGGACUGAAACAACUACUUCUAUUUGAAAAAACAAUAAAUGUUUACUUUGAAAUGUAUGUGAAAGUAAUUGAAAUCCCUUCAAUAGCAUUUGGACCCAGGUUGGAACUUGCUUGUACUUGCUUGAUAUAUUUAUAUAUUAUUUAAAAAAAAAUAUACAUUGUAUGUCAGUCCGUUCAAGAAUUUUUGAAAGUAUGUGUAGAUAGGGAUGCCGUCAGGCUUUGUCAGCUGUGUUUUAUGAUAUUAUUUUCAAGUUGUAAGUUGUAUAUGAUGGUAUCAUUAUGCCUGUGUAUCUUUUCAGGGAUAAGACAAUAUGCUGUAUCAUAGACCAACAUGUACAUGUGACUUUGUAUUUUACAAAAUCCCUGAUUUGUCUUAAAAUGGUGGAUGCUUUUAAUGUUACCAUGGUGAACAUUGUACUUUCUAAAUGAUUGUUGUAAAUUUGAAACUGUUUAUGUGAUUUUCACUCAAAUAUCUAAAAUGAUAAAUAUGCAUGAUUCUACAUUUUACAUAAAGUUGUUAAUCAGCAAAUGUUGUUUUUCUAAAUAUACUUAAAUUCUGAAUUUUGAAUGUUUUUGUAAGUAGUCAAAUAAACCAUUAUCUAUCAAA